Molecule: messenger RNA, 1823 nt
Organism: Rhipicephalus microplus (southern cattle tick)
Lineage: Eukaryota; Metazoa; Arthropoda; Arachnida; Ixodida; Ixodidae
Product: pyrroline-5-carboxylate reductase 3
Biological process (GO): L-proline biosynthetic process
Molecular function (GO): pyrroline-5-carboxylate reductase activity
Source: RefSeq, a predicted model, not a curated record
GUCACGUCGUGCAAGGUUUGCUUUCUGCUUUCUCUCCCUUCGUCCGUCUUCGUUCCCAGUUUCUGUUUCUCGUAACUGUGAUCGCUCCGGUUGUCACACAUGGCGACAAACGGAAAAGUUUCAAAAAAGAUCGACAAUGUGGGAUUUAUAGGCGCCGGAAACAUGGCCCAGUGCAUCAUAAGGGGCAUCAAGAGCGCAGGUGUACCAGCCCAAAACAUUUGGGUCAGUGCUCCAUCCCUGAAGAACCUGGAUGCGCUCAAGGAGGAGGGAUACAACACAACGCAGCGAAACGCAGAGGUACCCAAGAAGUGUAGCAUCGUGUUUCUCUGUGUGAAGCCACACCUGAUGGAUGUUGUUGGUGGCGAGAUUCAGCCGCAGUUGACAACCAACCAUCUUGUCAUCAGCGUCGCAGCGGCUGUCAAGAUUUCUCACCUAGUCGCUAUGCUCCGCGUGCCAUGCCGAGUGGUUCGGUGCAUGCCGAACACGUGCGUGACAGUGGGUGCAGGUGUGUGCGCCAUCAGUCGCGGCCCUGGUGUGGAUGCGGACGAUGUUGCGCUGAUCACCAACUUGCUGGGUAGCAUCGGCAUGUGCGAGGAAGUCUCGGAAAGCAUCAUGGACGCUGUUUGUGGACUCAGCGGUUCAGGCCCUGCCUAUGUAUGCCUGGCAAUCCAGGGAAUGGCGGAUGGAGCAGUCAAGAUGGGCAUGCCGAGACAGCUAGCACUCAAGUUUGCUGCACAAACCAUUAUGGGUGCCGGCAAGAUGGCUCUCGACAGUGGCUACCACCCGGAGGAGCUCAAGGACAACGUUUGCUCACCAGGGGGAACCACGGCCUACGGUCUAUCGGCCCUGGAGAGUCGCUGCGUGCGUGCCGCCUUUGCCGAGGCUGUCGAGGCUGCCACACGCCGUGCUCAGGAGUUGGGACACAAGGUCGAAAGCAAAGGCACUUCCUCGAACUGACUCUUGUGUGGGCUCACUUUCGGACACAGCACCCACAAGUUCCUCUCCGAGCGUGUGGUGGGGGUGAACUCAAACAAAGACUUUGUCAACGCUCAAAGGAAUUUCGUCAAGCCCAGCCUGCUUUGCAGUGUCAGAACUGGCUGUGCUGCAGUACCUGCCGGAUGUACCAAAAGCAUUUAAUACUUCACAAUUACAAUCGCGAUGCCAGAAUCUGCACAGUAUUCAGACCUUCUUUAGUGUGCUUCUUUUCCUACUGGUAUGGUGCAGCUGGCAAAUAAAAAGCACACAGAUUCGGGGACAAUAUUGCUUGCUCUGAAGAGGUUCGGUCAGACUUGAGACUAAGUAUGAGGCACACACAGUCUUGAGAGUCGAUACGGGAGCUUUCACUAUUGAUGUCCAUACUGUUGCUAUCACAGCGUUCCUGUACUACUUAAACGUGUGCUCAAGCAGACAAGGAUCUUGUGAAACUAAAAGAAAUCUAGUGAUAGGUUUAGUGACUAUGUGCAUACAUUUGAGCCAAACAAGCAUAUGGUAUACCGUAUACCAUAGGUUACUUGUUAUGAUACUUUUGUGAUAGCUGUGCUAGAGUGCACGCUUUGACUGCUUUAACUGAGCUUAAUGUUAUUGCAUGCGCAGUGUAAAGUGUUUCAAAAGUGUCCAUCGUUAAGCAUUUUGUUAAACAUAUUUUUCCUAAAAUUAAACUACACUAGUGAGCAAAUAUGUACCUUGUUUUUGUUUUAUAUGCAUGUCUGUUUGAGUAGUAAUCUGCAGAAGGCACCAGCCGUCUUUAAACUGCAGUAGAACCAAUUUGUGCCGUUGUGCAAUGUCUGGUAAAAGAUGAAAUAAAAAGUAACCGAUAGUAUUGC